Trematomus bernacchii (emerald rockcod) is the source of this 603-nucleotide messenger RNA. Its product is annotated as apolipoprotein C-I-like. Gene Ontology annotation, biological process: negative regulation of lipoprotein lipase activity; lipoprotein metabolic process; negative regulation of cholesterol transport. The record is from RefSeq and is a predicted model, not a curated record. Gene Ontology annotation, cellular component: high-density lipoprotein particle; very-low-density lipoprotein particle; extracellular region. Bases 177 to 416 code for a protein of 79 amino acids. The transcript has 4 exons. Gene Ontology annotation, molecular function: phospholipase inhibitor activity; fatty acid binding. NCBI's taxonomy places the organism in Eukaryota, Metazoa, Chordata, Actinopteri, Perciformes, Nototheniidae.
UCAACAAAGGGGGCAGUGGCACCGCAAGGUCUCCACGUGUACAUGGUGACUGAAGUCUGUUGUUUCUGCGUCACCCUCCAAGAGCGCAGCGGGCUUAUAAAGAGGAACUCACAUAGACUCUCAAUAACACAAUUGUUUCCCUCCUCUGAGACGAACAACAGAAAUUCACAGCCAAGAUGAGACUGUACCUCGUAGUUGCCAUGCUGGUGCUGGCUUUGGCCGCAUUCACACAGGCUCAGGAGGCGGAGGCGGAGGCGGCCGCCUCUGGGAUGGCAGAGAUGGGCAAGAACCUGGCAGACAAGGCCCAGGCAACCUUAGAAGUCAUCAGGAACAGCGACAUCGUAUCCAACUCACAGGCCUGGUUGGAGCAGCAGUUGGAAAAAGUGAAGCAGAAGAUCAGUGAAAUCACCCAGUAAAAUGGUCCCUGUCUCCAUCCUAAGACACACAUUGCUCUGCUGACCAGACACAAUAUCUAUGUUGCCUCUCUGUAAAGAGAUGUUUUUUUUUAAUAAUUUCAAUGUAAUCUUUUUGAAGAACCACUGUGAAAAGUUGCAAAUAAAGACACUGGGAAAAAAAAUAAAGCUGUGCUUUAAUUUUCACAUC